Ricinus communis (castor bean) is the source of this 5275-nucleotide messenger RNA. RefSeq names its product myosin-2 heavy chain. The record is from RefSeq and is a predicted model, not a curated record. NCBI's taxonomy places the organism in Eukaryota, Viridiplantae, Streptophyta, Magnoliopsida, Malpighiales, Euphorbiaceae. The coding region runs from base 202 to 4974 and encodes 1590 amino acids. The transcript has 9 exons.
AAAAAAGAAAAUAUAAAUUAUAAAAAAGGGGUUUUUCCACCUUACAGCAGGCAAAGGGGUUUAAACUAGGGCUUUGUUUGUGUGUGUGUGUGUUGAAUUCUCUCUACUGUUUAACCAAACAGUCCUCAAAUGUUGCAUUUCAACAUUACUCCGAUUCCCUCACCAUGAAUGUAGUACCGUUAUUCCAUUUCAGAGACAAAAAUGGCAGCAGAUGUUCCGGUAAAGCAGUUGUCUCUUCCUGUGAAUCCAUGCUGUGCAUUGUGGAAAGAGAAGUGUUCGAAGUUAGAAGGUGGACGGAAACAUUUGAGACAAGCAGUGCAGAUUCUUAAUGAACAAGUUGAUAAGAUUCAAGCCGAGAAUCUCGCACUCAAGAAAGCAUAUGAAGAAGAGAAGGCUCGAGCAGGAACUGAGAAAGUGGAGAGGGAGCAAGAGUUGGCUGCGAGAGUUGCUUUUGAGAAAGAGAUUUCUGCCUUGAAGUCCGAACUAUGUUCCUUGAAGCAAAAAGGAAUUGCAGAUGUUGAAGAUAAAACCGGGGAAUUGAAGAUUUUACAGGAUCAUGUUUCUAAAGCGGACAAGGAGAUUGCUCGGCUUAAAGCACUUCUUGAGAAGGAGAAGAAGAGGGCAGAUUCUGAGAAGAAGAAUGCCGAGGCACAAAAGAAAAGUGCUUCAGAGGCAUGGAAACUUAUGAAAGCUGAAAAGGCUAAGGCUGAGGAAGAGAGGAAGCUUGCUAACAGUGAAGGGAAGAAUGCUGAAGAAUAUCGUCUUCAGUUGGAGGGAUUGAGGAACGAAGUUGAGGAAGCCAAGUCAAAGUUGGUAUCUGAGACAUUGAAGUAUGAAGAGGCAAGCAAAAUGGUAGAAGCAGAAAAGAACAAAGUGACUGAAGAGAGGAAACGUGCUGAUUCAGAGAUGGAUAAAGCAGAGCAGCAAAGGAAGCUUGCAGAAGCAAAUGAGAAGAAGUUCAUGGAUGAAAAAUCUCUUGCUAACAGUCUUUCUCAGCAAUUGGAGGAUGCUAGACAAGAAGUUGAGGAGCUACAGAAAGAGAUAAAUAACCUUACAUCCUCCAAAAAUUUGGGUGAUGCUUCUAGAAAUCAAUACGAUCAAAUUAACAUUCCUCCCGUGAAUUCUGAAAUGUCUUCCUUACAGCAAAAAAGCAGUUCAGAUAUUGAAGAUAAAACAAGGGAGUUAAAGCUUUUUCAAGACUGUGUUUCUGAAGGGGAAAAGCAAAUCAAUCGGCUCAAGGUACUCCUUGAGAAAGAGAAAGAAGAGGCAGAUUAUGUAAAGAAGAAUGCUGAGGCAGAGAAGAAGAGAGCUGCUGAAGCAUGGGAACAUGUGAAAGCAGAAAAGGCUAAGGCUGAUGAAGAGAAGAAGCAUGCUGAUAUUGAACGGAAGAAGGCUGACGGUUAUCGGAUUCAGUUGGAGGCAUUAAGGAAAGAAGCCAAUGAAACAAAAGCAAAGUUUAUGUCUGAGAUUUCACAGCUUGAAAAGGCAAUUAAAGAGUUGGAAAGAGAAAAGCAUCAGAAAUUUGAGGAGGCAACCAAAAGGAUUGGGGGCAAAAAAAAGAAGGCCAUGACAGAGAGAAAACAUACAGAUAUAGAAUUGAUGGAAGCAGAAGAGCAAAGAAAGCUUGUGGAAGUGAAUAGGAAGAUGGCACUGGAAGAAAAAUCCCGUGCUGAUAAGCUUUCUUGUCAGCUUGAGGAAAGUAGACAUAAAACUAAGGAACUGCAGAAGCAAAUAAAGGAAUUUUGGUCCUCUAGAAAAGCAGUCGAGGCUCCUACUACUUCACCUAGCAAAGACGUGAAUGCUGAAACCAGAAACUUGAAGCUUCUAGAGAAACAAUUGAAGCUUGAAAAGAUGCGUCUGAAGUAUGCGAAACAAGUGUCAAAGUUGGAAAAGAACCGCAAUAUUAAUCUACAAAAUGAACUAAGUCUCAUAAAGAUGGAUUCUGUUCAAAUUUCGCGACGCCUGGGUGCACUGGAUAAAUGGUUCUCAUCUGGACUUGAAUGUAGAGAGGACUUGGAAAACGCAGCACACAUGAGAAGGCCAAAGUUGAAGAGGAAACUCUGUGAUUUGGAACCAUUUCCAAUGUAUGCUGAAACUGAAAGUGAACUUCUCAAGUCUAGCCGCAUGACUUCAGCUGCCUCUAAUCCUGUCAGAAAAACCCUUUACUGUAAUGCUCCAUUGUUCCCUGUGUCUGGAGGGUAUUGUACUGCAUCUAUUUCAGGUAUUGAUUCUAAAUUGAAGUCUCUGGAUGGAGGCUCUUCCCAAAAAUUGUUACAGAGUUCUGCAAUGAAUUCCAGUUCAGCAUCUUUUUCUGAUGGUCAGUUGGUCGGGUCACAGGAAAGGGGUGCUUUUGUUCCCACCUCAUCGGAGAAAAAGGUAGAAGAAAAUGAUGGAAAAACAACUUCAUGCAUGUUUGGUGAAGUGACAAAAACACAAUGUAAUGAAAAUGUUGCUGUGGUGGCUGAAAAUAGUAUUAGAAGUCCAAAUAGUGCUGAUACUUCUGGAGGAGUUAAUGGACGUGCACGAAAGUUUAAUAGGGUGUUCAAUGCAAUUGAAUCUGUUGAGGUUUUAUAUUCUGAGGGUAGGAAGUUGCAUCUGCAGAUGGAAGAGAAACUCUCUGUCUUGCAUGGUAUGCUAAAUAGGGAAAUAGACAAACCAGUUGAAGCAAGUUUGCAAGAUGGCUCAUAUGCUAAGCAUGAGGGGGGUCGCAAGAAGAGAAAGGUAUCUUGUGAUGAGAGAAUAAUUUUGCAGCAUUUGUGCAGCAGAGAUGAGCAGGAGAGGACUAUAAAAAUUAGAAGUAAUGUCCAAAAUGAUGGAAAUGCUUAUGGACCUGCUUCGUCUUCUGCCAUGGAUCUGUUGGGAGUGCCACAGGAAUGCAUCAAGGGAUUAAGUGAUUCUUUCGGAUUUGAUCUUGAAAAAAGUGAAAGGUUUGAGGAAAUAGAAAAUGGAGAUUAUAUGAAAUUGCUGGACCUGGAUAAUACUGCAGAUGAGGAAUGUUACAGAAGAGCAAUGGAAAUGCCAUUAUCCCCUACUCUUCCUGAGAUUGAGAUUUCUAGGAUUGAAACAUUUGAUGUGGAUAACUUCAGAGCAUUUAACUUCAAUGGAGGAUUAUCAAAUGAGAAGGAAGUUUUGGUGCCUUCUCACAGACUUGAUGUCGCUGGUGUGGAAGUUAGUUCCAACAACCUGAGAUGUAUUGUUUCAGGAACUCCCUGUAAUGAAAUCUUGCGUGAGAAUAAAGGUCUUGUGGAUUCUGUUGAUAUGUUAGGGAAUGAGAAGGGUUAUUGUAAUACUGUGGGAAUUAAAGGAACUUCUGAUAGACAGACCAGGGACUCUGAAGUGGUUGAAAUGUUGAAUAUGCCCAGUUCCAGUCUUAACUCUUCAGACAUUUCAUCUGAAAGCAAACUUGGCUUACCACACGGCAAUAUUCCUGCAUACUGUGUAGUGUUUUCUAAUAUCAAUGACCCUAGAAGUGUUUCUAGGAUUUUUUGUGCUAUAAGAACUUGCAUGGCUCGCUGCUCUUUAGAUACUGAACGAGAAUGCCUGGUGCAAAAGAUCUUCCAUGCUCUUAAAACUGAAGCUAAAAUCUCACCCAAGGAGAAGGCUUGUGCACUUUUCACAUUGUUGCUACUGAAUUUUUCUUGGUGUACUUUGGAUAAAUGUGGAAAUUUUGCGGAUAAGAAUUUUUUCCUUUGCCUCGAUUCUUUUGCUUGCCGGAUUAAUGCAGUGGUGUGUGCCGUUGAGGCAAGAAGCUUGUUUGCAGAGUUAUGUUGUUGUGAGGAACUGGUUGGUCUCAUUGAGGAUUUUCUCAUAAAUGGGCGAUUGAUGGUGCACAGUGAUGCAUCGAUUGAGAGACUUGAAGGAUGUGAUUCAAGGAUAAAUAUCUUUCUGGACGGUAUAUAUCUUAAUUUCUCCUCCAAUCCAGCUUCAGCUGACCAGCUGGUGGCAGGGAGCAUCAUAUUAGCAUCAGUAUGUGCAGCAAUAGACCACAUUGAGUUUAUUUGUGAGGCUUCUUACAACCUUUUACAGAUCCGAAAGUAUGAAAAUGAUACUAUAUUAAUAAUCCUUCAUGUUUUUGCUUACCUGGGUGGCAAGAAAUUUCUCUCUCUGGAGGAGUACAGUUUGACAAUGACUGUGUUAAGAUCCAUAGUAGUUUUUCUUGAGGGGGACAAUUCAUUGGUUUCUUCAGCUUCUUCUCUUUCACCUUCUCACGCGGUUAGAAGUAAGUUCCACCCAUGUGCUAAAUGCCCGUUUGGUGCAGUUUCUGUGGAUGUCGUUAUAUCAUUGCUCUUGGAAAAGCUUCAUGGUUGUGCUCUUUCAGUAACCACGCAUCAGCAUAUGAUGGAAUCGGCUAAUUUAUCUAAUUCCCAUGUCCUCUGCACUAAGGAAUAUGCUCAACAGAGCUCAAGUCACGAACAAAUUUUUGGUGCCCUUGAUAUGAACUGUGGUGCAUCCUAUGAUAAGUCCUCUACUCAUUCAAACUCUGUUGGCAUUGGGUCUUUAUUUGAUCUCAGUGACGUCCUAUCAUUGGUGGAACUGAUUGCUUGCUACAUGAGCUGGGAGUGGACAUGUGGUAGGAUUAUUCCAGUGUUACUGGAGAUUUUAGAAAGACCUAUGGUAGACGACUUUGCUGUUGCUGUUGUUCUUCUCCUUGGUCAGCUCGGAAGGUUUGGAGUUGCUACUUGUGGUCGCGAGGAUAAGGAAGUUGAGAGCUUGAAGUCUAAAUUAUUUGGUUUUCUCUGGCAGAACACUACUAGCAGAUCAUCUCUUCCUGUACAAAUUGCCACUGUUACUUCUAUACUGGGGCUUCUGCGUCUUGAUUUUAAGGAUGUUGUCCAGAGUGAUUUAAAGCUUCCAAAAGUUGCAAGUCAAUCUGUAUAUAUCGAUCUUCUACGGAAGUGGGUUUCCAUACUAAGCAAGGAGCAACAGAACUUGUCCUAUAGUCUCUUACAGUCGGCUGCUAUAGUUACAAGCUGAUUUUCUUUUUUUACUUUUCUGACUGUAUUUUUCCUGUCUGUAGCUCGAGAGUCAUGUCAAAUCAGAAAACAACUGUUUUGAGGUUUUCCAUUUGAUGGGUUUUCUUCUAUCAGAGUAGCGAUGUUAGGAGCAACUAGAAAUUUCUUAAACCUGUUGAAAAUUGAGGAAAAGAUGAGGGCGAUUUUGAGAUAGCUGGUAUGGAAGCCCCCAAGUUCUUGUACAAACUUGUAAAAUUUUUUGCACCAUCUUUUGUAGUUAUAUAUAUCUCUUUAAUUCAAUAUACGCAGCAGUGAUUUUAGUA